AUGUCCAUAAUUCCCCUCGGGGUUAUCCUGGCAGAUACCCCGGGGAGAGGUUUGCGCCCAGUCCUUCCGAGGAUCUUUAGUCUUGAUCUUGGAGGUAUAUCAGCAAUUGUAUUAAAUGGAUAUGAUACAAUAAAAGAGUGCCUUGUUCAACAAAGUGAGAUUUUUGCAGACAGACCAUCUCUUCCUUUGUUUAAGAAGCUGACAAAAAUGGGAGGUCUGUUGAACUCAAGAUAUGGAAGAGGUUGGACUGAGCAUCGCAAACUAGCUGUAACUAGCUUUCGUAUUUUUGGAUAUGGUCAAAAGUCCUUUGAAAGCAAAAUAUCAGAAGAAUCUGUGAUUUUCCUUGAAGCCAUUGAUACUUAUAAAGGAAAGCCAUUUGAUUUGAAAUACUUGAUAACAAAUGCAGUUUCAAAUAUUACUAACUUGAUCAUUUUUGGAGAGCGGUUUACAUAUGAAGACACUGAAUUUCAGCAUAUGAUUGAAAUAUUUAGUGAAAAUAUUGAACUGGCUGCCAGUGCUUCUGCAUUUUUGUAUAAUGCUUUUCCAUGGAUUAGUAUUCUGCCCUUUGGAAAACAUAAACAACUCUUCAGAAAUGCAGAUGAAGUCUAUAGCUUUCUGCUACACCUUAUUCAGCGUUUUUCACAAAACAGAAAACCUCAGUUACCUCGACAUUUUAUAGAUGCAUAUUUAGAUGAAAUGGAUAGAAGUAAAACUGACCCAGAGUCUACAUUUUCAAUGGAAAAUUUAAUUUUCUCUGUUGGAGAGCUCAUGAUCGCUGGAACAGAAACAACAACAAAUGUUCUAAGAUGGGCAGUUUUGUUCAUGGCUCUUUAUCCUAAUAUUCAAGGGCAAGUUCAUAAAGAGAUUGAUUUAAUUGUUGGGCCAAACAAAACACCCUGCCUGGAAGACAAAUGUAAAAUGCCAUACACAGAGGCAGUACUGCAUGAAAUUUUAAGAUUCUGUAAUGUAGCUCCGCUAGGUAUUUUCCAUGCAACUUCUAAGGAUACAGUUGUGCGUGGUUACUCUAUUCCUCAAGGCACUACAGUCAUUACAAAUCUCUAUUCUGUGCAUUUUGAUGAAAAAUACUGGAGUAACCCUGAAAUGUUUUGUCCUGAGAGGUUUUUGGAGAGCUCUGGACAGUUUGUCAAAAAGGAAGCAUUUAUUCCAUUUUCUCUAGGACGAAGACACUGUUUAGGAGAACAGCUGGCCAGAAUGGAAAUGUUUUUAUUUUUUACCUCCCUGCUUCAGCGAUUUCAUCUGCAUUUUCCUAGUGGCUCGAUGCCAAACCUCCAGCCCAAGUUAGGCAUGACAUUACAACCUUAUCCAUAUUUUAUAUGUGCAGAGAGGCGAUACUAAAUACCUAUGCUGCGGCAACAGUUCAAAGUGUGAAACUCUAGCAGAUAGAGUCUGGUGAAAGGAACAAAUGCUGCCUUGAUCAAACCUACUAAAUUCAGUCCAAGGUAAACAAACACUGUUCCAUCCCCUCUGAAUACACUAUAAAACAUAGAAUUUAUAGGAUACACAAGAUGAAUAAUGAGCUUAAUUUUUGAGGUCAGGGAAUGAAGAGUCUCUUCCUAGGUCCUCUGUUCUAUUCAAAUGUAGGGAUUGGGGUGGCAGGUAUGGUUUAGCAAGAACUGAAUCACAUGUCCCUUGAAAAACUCCCAACAGAGUUAUGAGCACCACUAUAUAACUACUUUAGUCCAUAUCUUAUUUCUGUUGUGGCCACCCAUUCAAAACACAUCUGACUUGAAAGUUAUAUAAGUGGCUACUCCUUAACUGGCCAGUUCGAACAUGAAUACACUGUUGGUUUGAAGAGUACACACUGGCAAACAGUACUUUAGAUAGAAUAUGUCUAUGGGCCUAUCCACACUGGGAAAUUUAGUGAAGUCCAGUUCAUGCUUAAAAGGUUCUUAUCUCAACUGCAAUCUAUUUUAAUUCUCACUUGAGCAAUCAUUCUGUCAAGACUGGAGAUCUUGCUAUGGUUCCUCUUCUCUGGUGCUAUAGAUCUAUACAAAGCAAGGUUCACCUGGUUUGCUUGUGAGUAAGGAGGAAACAGCAGUAACAAUAACAGGCAAGUACAGCUGCAGUGAGAGGAAAUAACAUUGGGGUGAGGGUUGGGGAGACAGAAGGGAGGUAACUCCCCAUUUUCCAGCCUUUUUCCUUAGUCAGGGAUCUACUAGGGUUGUGCUGCCUUAGGCAGAGCCCAAGGAGUCAACAUAGCCCCCUUCCCUGCCUUUUCUUUUAGACCUCAUUCAGGAGGCUUUGUUUGUUAAAAGAUUAAAAGGCAUACUGAAAUCAGCCUGGCAUGUGUUUAGAAUUUCACUUCAUUGGUUAGGGAAAUAUUAAAAUAAAAGACAAUGAAAACAAAGGAGAGUGUUUCUCCACCCUCCUUUUCAAUGCCACAACCCACCUAAUACAUUACAGGAUUGUCUCCUCAGUUAACACCACCCCCAGUGUCAUUUUGGUGAAAGUACCUGUUCGGGAAGGCUAAACAAAGAGCUAUUUUGCAUCUUAAUGAAUCAUGCCAAAAAGGUUGCAUGCUCUAGCCCUGUGCCCAUUUGGUGUGGGACAACUCUUAAAGGAAAAGGAUGGAUUGUUCUAAGUAGAAACAUAAGUGGAUGAGGGCUUUUUUUCUAUUUCAUGCCAAACAGUGCCAUCAGAGUUCCAUUAACUAUAUGCCAGUGUGAACAUGCUCAAAGUGACAGUGUCUGAGUGCUUCUGCAGGUACAACUCACUGAUAUAUGAAGUAAGCUUGGUUAAAGACAUGAACUGAAAAGCUGAUAAGGUGCUUGGAUAGUUGUGCAUAUUACAUACAUAGAUAUACGUAUCUAAAUAACUUGCCUUGUUUUAAAUUAACACUCCUAUUUCAAAUGCAGAUGAAAUUUAUUGCUGCAUUUUGGGUGGCAGAGGAGAGUUGUCACAUUUUAAAUUGUCUACAAGCAGGAAUAAUACUGUAGGCACGAACAUAAAGCAAUUAUCACAGCACUUUAGAUCUUGCUACCCUGUUUCCCUGAAAAUAAGCCCUAAUAUGAUUUUUCAGGAUGCUUGUAAUAUAAGCCCU
Molecule: messenger RNA, 3061 nt
Organism: Pogona vitticeps (central bearded dragon)
Lineage: Eukaryota; Metazoa; Chordata; Lepidosauria; Squamata; Agamidae
Source: RefSeq, a predicted model, not a curated record